This is a messenger RNA of Acanthosepion pharaonis, 669 nucleotides long. The record is from the annotation of a GenBank genome assembly. NCBI's taxonomy places the organism in Eukaryota, Metazoa, Mollusca, Cephalopoda, Sepiida, Sepiidae.
AUGUCGUACAAAGUAUUUAAAGGCGGAUUACGCGUCCCUUGCUUCGGUCUUUCUUUCUUUCUUUCUUUCUUUCUUUCUUUCUUUCUUUCUUUCUUUCUUUCUUUCUUAAUUUUAUUUUCUAAAUUUUCGUUUUGCUUUUGCAACUUUCUUUUCUCCAUGUUUCGCUUCAUUUCUUUCUAUUGUUCCUUUUUUCCUUUCUUCCUAUGUGCUUUUCUUUUUUGUCUUAUACACAUUUUCUUUCUUUCUUUCUUUUUUUUUCUUUCUUUCUUUCAAUGUAUUUCCCCAUCUGCCGCAUCAAUAACAAUGCCAAAUUCUUUACUUUUCCUUUUGUCCUUAUCUCUAUUUUAUCUAUCUAUCUAUCUCUAUCUAUCUAUCUAUUCAUCUAUCUAUCUAUCUAUCUAUCUAAGUGAAAUCAGGCGUAUUACACGAUAUGUUUUUCUCUUUCUUUACCCUUAUUCGUCAGACAACUCCCCCUGUCUGUCUCAUUCUUUGCCUCUCUGUAUGCACUUGUACACUUUUCAUCACUCUUUCUGUCUCUCAACACCCACCCCCUCUAUCUAUCUAUCUAUCUAUCUAUCUAUCUAUCUAUCUAUCUAUCUAUCUGUCUGUUUCUAUUUUGCUUUAUCCGAAUAUUACCUUUUCAAAAGAAAUCUACAAUUCAGUAAAUAA